This is a messenger RNA of Emiliania huxleyi CCMP1516, 1635 nucleotides long. RefSeq lists its product as hypothetical. NCBI's taxonomy places the organism in Eukaryota, Haptophyta, Isochrysidales, Noelaerhabdaceae. The transcript has 4 exons. The record is from RefSeq and is a predicted model, not a curated record. The coding region runs from base 1 to 1635 and encodes 544 amino acids.
AUGUCCUCAAAGCGCAAGCCGGAGCCAGCGAAACCGGAGGCGACCACCACCACGCGACGCGUCGGCCAGCGGACGCGCCUGCAGCCGCUCGCGUGGUGGAGCAACGAGCGCAAAAACUACGAGGCCUCCGAGAACGGUCCAGUGCUCACCGGCGUGCUCUCACCUGGCGAAGGCAAGAUCAAGCCGCUGACCGGCUCCUCUCCAUCUCCACCGCACAGCAAGCGCAAGGUCGAGCCGCGCCGCCGCAAGAAGAAGGUGGCGUUUGAAGGAGGAUACCCUGGAGGCGAGGCGGCCCGCAAGCAAGAGGCCGAGGCUGCGGCCGCGGCGGAGACGGAGCGGGAGGAGCGGGUGAGGCUGGAGGAGGAGGCGAAGGCGGAGACUGCGCAGCAAGCAGAGCUGGAGGCCGAGGCGGCGCCGCCCGUGGGCCCUCCGAGUGUGAGCGAGACGAUCCGUCGAGACGAGGCGGCGCGCGACGAUCUCGAGAUCGAGGUGGACGGGGCGCGGGACUCGGAAACGUACUCAGAGACCUCUGAAGACGAGGCCGAGGACAACACCACACAGGCCUCAGCGAAGACAACCGAGGACAAGAUGGAAACGACUCCGUCUCCCGCGCCCGCUCGCAAGCGUUUCGAGCAAGCGGAGGCCGGUGCAGCUGAAGGCGAGAGCGAGACGCUGGCGCCCGAGCAGCGCAGCAUGGAGGCGGAACCCGCCCCUGCGCCGGGCGACGCCAAGCUGGUCGAGGAGCCCGUGGGCAAGGAGACCGCGCCGCCGGAGGCACCCGCGCAGGCGGCCGCUGCGGCGGUCCUUCCGAAGGCAUCGACGCUCAAGCUGCCCGGAAUCGACAUCACGAGGCAUCGUCAUUUCCCGCUCUCUGCGAGGAACGCUCGGCCACAGCUCCCAUCUUCGCCGGCGAAGCGCGUCGUCUCAUUGACAGCGACGGGCCUGGGCGCGAUCUCGCUCAAGACGGCGGCCACGCCCAAGGCGGUGGCGAAGGCGGCUACCAAGCCCGUGGCGACUGCACCGGAUGUUGAGGAGGAGGCGAGCGAGGCGGCUUACGCGACGCUCCUCACGCAGCUGCGCCGGUUCUAUGGCGAGUUCGAGCCCACCCGCCUCAUCGAGCGGGACGGAGCGGCCGUCAAGGAGAUUGCGCGCCAUUACGCGGUGCCGGGCCGCGAGGCUGAGCUCCGGCAAAAGCUGCUGUCCAAGUACGGCCACACCCACGAUCUGAUGCCGCCGCCGAUGUCGCCGGUGCCCGCGGUGUCUGCGGCGAUGAUGGCGCCGCUGAGCGCCUCGGCGGCGGCGGCACCUACCCCUGUCAUGGCGGCAGCCUCGCAGCCGCUGCUCGCGUUGGACGGCCCAUUCACGGCGCGCGCGCUACCGAUCAAGCCGGCAAAGCCGUUGGACUCGCCGUCUCCAUCGCAAGAGGGACGCGCCGCGGAGCCUGCGGCGGCGGAGGACAAGACCGUCACGCUCCCGGCGGGCUGGGAGGAGUCUUGGGGCCGCAAGGCGCUGUACUACGUGAAGCGCAACGGGUCCGACAAGGAAGACCCAAAGCCCCUCGAGGAGGACGACAUCCCCCUCGCCAUGCGGAUUGCGUUCCAACACAAGCUCGACCUCCCCGCCAUGCAGCAGUGA